This is a messenger RNA of Prorocentrum cordatum, 1348 nucleotides long. The record is from the annotation of a GenBank genome assembly. NCBI's taxonomy places the organism in Eukaryota, Dinophyceae, Prorocentrales, Prorocentraceae.
AGGCGUGAUCGACAACGCGCUCGGCUUCGCGGACGAGAACGACGUCGCGAUCACGAUCCACACGGACACCAUCAACGAGUCGGGGUUCAUCGACGACUCCAUCGCCGCGAUGAAGGGCCGCACGAUCCACACGUACCACUCCGAGGGCGCCGGAGGCGGGCACGCGCCCGACAUCAUCAAGGUGUGCGGCCUGCCGAACGUCCUGCCGUCCUCCACCAACCCGACCCGGCCGUUCACCGUGAACACGAUCGACGAGCAUUUGGACAUGCUGAUGGUCUGCCACCACCUCAGCAAGAACAUCCCGGAGGACGUCGCCUUCGCGGAGUCCCGGAUCCGCGGCGAGACCAUCGCGGCGGAGGACAUACUCCACGACCUGGGGGCCAUCUCCAUCAUCUCCUCGGACUCGCAGGCCAUGGGCCGCAUCGGCGAGGUCAUCACGCGCACGUGGCAGACCGCCGCGAAGAUGAAGGAUCAGCGCGGCCCGCUGCCAGAGGACAGCAUCGGCUCCGACAACACCAGGAUCAAGAGGAGGGGUACGUCGCGAAGUACACCAUCAACCCCGCCAUUGCGCACGGCAUGUCGCACUUGAUCGGCAGCCUGGAGGUGGGGAAGCUGGCCGACAUCUGCCUCUGGCAGCCGGCCAUGUUCGGCGCCAAGCCCGAGAUGGUCAUCAAAGGGGGCACCAUCGCGUGGGCGCAGAUGGGGGACCCGAACGCCUCCAUCCCCACGCCGCAGCCGGUGCUCAUGCGGCCGAUGUUCGGCUCGUAUGGCAAAGCAGUGGGACCCUCCUGCGUCACCUUCGUCUCGAAGGCCGCCGCGGACGCUAACGUGCGCCAGCGCUACGGGCUCGAGAAGAUGGUCGAGGCUGUCGUCGGCACAAGGAAUAUCGGAAAGAAGGACAUGGUGCUCAACGACGCCACCCCAGACCUCAAGGUGGACCCGGAGACCUUCGAGGUCACGGCGGACGGCGAGCACCUGACCUGCGAGCCGGCCAAGACGCUGCCCCUGGCCCGCAAGUACUUCCUCUUCUAGAGCUGCCCCGGCCGCGCGUCGGCGGGCGCCUGUGCAUAGAUAGGAUACGGAUGGGGCGCGCAUCGAGCAACCAUCUGCUUUUCGUCAGGGUGUCCUGGGCUUCUUCGCUCCGCGCGCUGCGCAGUGACUCCCCGCAGCCGUUGAAGAAGCUGCUGCGUUCAAGGUGCUCUGGGGUUCCUCUCAGGUGCACCUCGCGCGCGGGUUUUUAGCGUUGGGUUUCUUGCGAGGGUUUCUUGCGGCCGCGCCCGCACUCUACCUCCAUCUACUGUAGGUUUGCUCAGUGGUCACGAGUCCAGCGGGACCGGACCCACCGGCC